AUGGAUUGGUGGAUGCGGGAUAUAUUGGUAAUCCAUUCACAUAGAGCAACAAGGACAGGCUUGGACAGGGUUUGGCAGCGUUUGGACAGAAUUUUGGUCAACACCACGUUUCAUAACAUUUUUCCGGCAUUGAAAGUGCAUCAUUUAGCUCGAGAUGCAUCAGAUCAUGCUCCGUUGAGCGUCACAUUUGAGCAAGACCAACAACAGGCACGUGGUCGUUUUAUUUUCCAGCGCAUGUGGGCAGAUCAUCCUUCCUUCCUUGAAGUGGUGAGAAAGGCGUGGGAUACGCCUACUUCCGGGUCUGCCUCUAACGCUUUUCACACAAAACUUAUGAAUGUUCGGAAGACAUUAAAGAAUUGGAACUGGGAUACAUUUGGAGAUAUACAAUGGAACAUCAAGGAGAGUCAAGAAAAAAUUCAAGUGCUUGAAAAUAUUUUAGUGCAAGGUUGGAGCGAAGAUACGCAGAAACAGCUUGUUGAGCUGAAACAACACUUGUUGAAGCUAGAACAAUGGGAGGCGGAGUUGCUCAGCAAUAAGGCGCGUAUUGCUUGGGAGAAGGAUGGGGAUCGUAAUACUGCUUUCUUCCAUGCUAGUAUGAAAGAUCGGCGGAAAAAAUCAUUGAUCCAUGUGGCUCGACAGAAUGGAACGAUUACCACAAGUCAGCAAGAAAUUGGGCUUAUCGCCGAAAGCUUCUUUUUGGACCUUUUCAAGGCUUCAGAGUACUACCUGCAUGAUGAGCUAUUUCAGAAUACACCACAGAUAGUUACGGAUGGAAUAAAUGGGAUUUUUGCAAAAUACCAGAAGAGGGGGAGAUUCUUGAAACAAUUAAGUCGAUGA
Molecule: messenger RNA, 837 nt
Organism: Erythranthe guttata (spotted monkey flower)
Lineage: Eukaryota; Viridiplantae; Streptophyta; Magnoliopsida; Lamiales; Phrymaceae
Source: RefSeq, a predicted model, not a curated record